AUAAUACGUAAACCGUAAGGAAAUCCUCCAAUCAGAGUCGACUAUUCCCCUCUACAUUUUGCUACGCAAGACAGAAGCCGUAACUGAUUGGAGGAUUUCUUUACGAUUUACGUAUUACGUGUCGUAGUAGAUUCGUGUGUGAAGGCCUUUAAUAACAUUGCGAGAAAAGAUCACAUGCAGAUUGAUUGUUUAACGUGCAGUGUGAUCGGCUAAUUCAUUAUUGUUAACCUUAACCAAGCUCGCAACUUGUAGUGGGACCUUAAUGGCUGAUGUAAUAAUUAGAUUAGUAGAAUAGUGUAUACAGAAUUAGAGACAGACAGCUCUCUCUUUCUCUCUCUUAUUUUUCUAUCGAAUUACUGCAAGAAAGCAAGAAUAGUCGAUUAGAUAGCGUAUCGACGAGUUGUAGUUGUUAAAGGUUAUAUUAUGAUUAUAGAAAUUACAGACUGAACUAUGAGCACCACUAUCUCACAAUGCAUGGAGUCACCAGUAUUAAAUAAACGAACACAUCAUAAGAAAAACAAAAUACAAAUUGAGAGUAACAAUGCAGAUAAAAUUAGUAAAAGUGACACGAUUGAAAAUAUAAUAACUGAUCAAGGUUUAAAAAAUAAUGCACAAGAAAAAAAUAUUCAAGUUAGUCCUAGGAAAAAACAAGAAACUGAAGAAGUAACUGAUCAAGGUUUAAAAAAUAAUAUACAAGAAAAACGUAUUCAAGUUAGUCUUAGGAAAAAACAAAAAACUGAAGAAGUAACUGAUCAAGGUUUGAAAAAUAAUACACAAGAAAAAAAUAUUCAAGUUAAUCCUACAAAAAAACAAAAAACUGAAGAAGUAACUGGUCAAGUUUUGAAAAAUAAUACACAAGAAAAAAAUAUUCAAGUUAGUCCUAGGAAAAAACAAAAAACUGAAGAAGUGACUGAUCAAGGUUUGAAAAAUAAUACACAAGAAAAAAAUAUUCAAGUUAGUCUUAGGAAAAAACAAAAAACUGAAGAAGUGACUGAUCAAGGUUUGAAAAAUAAUACACAAGAAAAAAAUAUUCAAGUUAGUCUUAGGAAAAAACAAAAAACUGAAGAAGUAACUGAUCAAGGUUUGAAAAAUAAUAUACAAGAAAAAAAUAUUCAAGUUAGUCCUAGGAAAAAACAGAAAACUGAAGAAGUGACUGAUCAAGGUUUGAAAAAUAAUAGACAAGAAAAAGAUAUUCAAGUUAGUCCUAGGAAGAAACAAAAAACUGAAGAAGUGACUGAUCAAGGUUUGAAAAAUAAUACACAAGAAAAAAACAUUCAAGUUAGUCCUAGGAAAAAACAGAAAACUGAAGAAGUGACUGAUCAAGGUUUGAAAAAUAAUACACAAGAAAAAGAUAUUCAAGUUAAUCCUACAAAAAAACAAAAAACUGAAGAAGUGACUGAUCAAGGUUUGAAAAAUAAUACACAAGGAAAAGAUAUUCAAGUUUGUCCUAGGAAGAAACAAAAAACUGAAAAAGUCACUGAUCAAGGUUUGAAAAAUAAUACACAAGAAAAAGAUAUUCAAGUUAGUCCUAGGAAAAAACAAAAAACUGAAGAAGUGACUGAUCAAGGUUUGAAAAAUAAUACACAAGAAAAAAAUAUUCAAGUUAAUCCUACAAAAAAACAAAAAACUGAAGAAAAAAGUCCAAAAACUGAAGCAGUACCAAAUAUAGUAGGCAUAAAUACUUGUAAGAAUAAAGAAAUAGAGCAUAAUGAUAAUAUACAGAAUAAUUUAAAGUCACAAAACAGGUCACCGGUGAAAGUAAAUGAUAUACAUACUUUUAACAAAACAAACAGCUCUUUGCAAAAUUUUGAAAAUGUAGAAUGCAAUAAUAAGAUGGUUGAUAAUUCUACGAAUGAUAAAAAUAUAUUUACUCUUAGUUUAAUAGAAUUACAAGAUUUAUUAAAAAGCCCAUCACCUAAGAAAACAGAAAGGUUAUUACAAUCUGGCAGUAUAAUCUCAAUAAAUGAGAACUCAAAAAAAAUAAGAAAUGAUAAAGAAUGCUCUGAUAUAGUGAAAACAGAUCUGUGUAAUUCAGAAGAUUUUAAUAUCUUUCAGGCAGAUCUAUCAUAUGAUGAUCUAUUAAAUACUGCAAUGAAUACUGAAAGUGCUGAAACACUAUCAGAUAUUUCAUUACCUCUAAAGACAGAGAUUAAUACAUUGCAUUAUAUUAAUGAAGGUUUAGCUGAUUUAAACAAAGAUCCACUAACAGAUCCUCUCUUUAUUGGUGAUUAUGAACAGAAGGAUGUUAAUACUGCAAUUAUGAAUUUAGAUCACAAGCCUUCAAAGCUAAGAAGGUCCGAUCGUAUAAAUAAAAAAUUGACUAAAAAUUAUAAUGUAGAUAAUAUUAAAAAAGAAAAAUGCAUGCUGAACACUGCAGGGAAACAUAUUUUAAAAGAAUUAGAAGAUAUCGAAGAAGAAGAAGAGAUACCAUUAAGUAUUAUACAGCAGUUGGCAUCAUUGUAUAUAGAGCUAGUACACAAAGUACCUCCACAACAUAAAAUAGAAGUUACUGGAGCUCAUCCUACAACAAGAGAAGAGAAAAAAUUAUUUCAAAAGUAUGGACCACUUCGUAAAGGUCCAUACACAUCUGAAGAAGAUGCAACUAUUACACAAAACUGGAACAUGUUUUGCAAGCUUCAUAAUUGGGACUCGAAGAACAUUGGACCGUUUCGUAAUUUGAGACAUAAUGGAAAAUAUUAUAUACGUGAUCUGAAAGAAAGGCAGAAAUUUGUUCAAUUUUUAGCAAAUGGUUUACCUUGGCGGACCCUCAAUAGUGUUUAUUCCAGAUUUAAAAUUUUAUAUUGUAACAAAAUCACCAAUGUCCGAUAUACUUCAAAAGAAGAUAAAAAGAUUUUAACAUAUAUACAGAAUAAAUAUCUUGACCAACGUGAUACUAAAUAUAUUGAAUUAGCAAAAUUAUUGGGACGAACAAAUCGGUCAAUAUCUAAACGAUAUAAGUAUCUUAAAAAAAUUAAAGAAGCUGCAAGCGAAUCGACGAAAAAAUCAAAAGUGAAGUGGACAGUGCCACUCAUAAAAAAAUUCUUAAAGACAUUACUCGAUAUAACAUUAUGUGAAGAUAUAGAAGAACUUAAAUACAUUAGACUUCCUAUGCCAAUAUGGCGGAAGAUGGAAGAAAAACUAAAUAUAGAUGAGAAUAUUUUGAAAACAUUUUGGCAACAUCAGUUGCAUCUGCAGUUAUUUAGCACGAGUCCCAUCUAUCUAAACGAUAUUAAAAUACAAUUAAUUGAAUAUAUGUAUAAAAAAGGAAUAUCGAGUACCCGUGAGAUUAUAUGGCCCAAUGUAACACAAUAUUUUGAGGGAGCAACUGCAGUAUUUCUCUGCAAGACCUUUUUUUACCUAGUACAAGAAUGUCAUAUGGACGACAUCGAUAAUUUUACUGAUGUCGUGGAAUACUUAUAUCAUAAAAAGAUCCCUGAAAUUAAAGAGGCUCCGACAGACAAGUUUUUACCUAGGAUUGUAUAUAAAAAUGGGAACAUUGUUAUAUUAAAUUCGAAAGAUGAUACAACAGAUACAAAUAUUGCUGAUCAUGAUACUGAUGACAUUUAAAUGUUUUGUGUAUGAACAAAUGGCGUGCAUUUAGUAUUAUAACUACUCAUUAAACUCUUUUUAAUCAGUACAUAUACUUUCAGAUCUAAUCAAGAAUUAAAAAUACAAACCAAAUAAAUUCGAAGAUUAUUCAAUAUUCAGUGAAUGGUUAUAUUAUUGAAUGCUCUAUUUCGUCGGUAAUUUUUUUUUACAGCUAUAUGCCAUUUUUAUACCAUUAAAUGUUAAAUAUAAUG
Harpegnathos saltator (Jerdon's jumping ant) is the source of this 3800-nucleotide messenger RNA. Its product is annotated as putative leucine-rich repeat-containing protein DDB_G0290503. Gene Ontology annotation, molecular function: DNA-binding transcription factor activity, RNA polymerase II-specific; RNA polymerase II cis-regulatory region sequence-specific DNA binding. Gene Ontology annotation, biological process: regulation of transcription by RNA polymerase II. The transcript is spliced from 8 exons. Bases 451 to 3567 code for a protein of 1038 amino acids. NCBI's taxonomy places the organism in Eukaryota, Metazoa, Arthropoda, Insecta, Hymenoptera, Formicidae. The record is from RefSeq and is a predicted model, not a curated record. Gene Ontology annotation, cellular component: nucleus.